Molecule: messenger RNA, 786 nt
Organism: Colletotrichum truncatum
Lineage: Eukaryota; Fungi; Ascomycota; Sordariomycetes; Glomerellales; Glomerellaceae
Source: RefSeq, a predicted model, not a curated record
AUGCAUAGUCUUCCAAACUUAUGGAAUGCCAACGAUGAUUGGACUGGCAUCACCAGCAGAGCAGAAAGGAAGAAGAGGCAAAACCGUUUAAAUCAAAGAGCUUGGCAUGUUGUUGUGCCUCCGUCAAAACCCCACGAAUACGAAGGAGCGUUGAUUCUAACAAAGCCUGAACACAAAUUGCAAGUCUUAGAUCUCAUCAAGAAAGCUUAUCAGGACUAUACGCUGCAGACACCACAGGUAGAAAGUCUACAUAUGUUGGUCCGACUGAAUACUCUCAAUGCUUUUGCUCGAAAUGCUGAUCACAUGGGAUUACCGUGGGAGGGCCUUUGCGAAGUAGACCUAGUGUCACCUUUUAACAGACAAAGUCCCAGCUUACCGGGCUGUUUCGCAAUCUCCCCAAAUUGCCCUGCCUCUCUACAGCCCACAUCUUUGCAGCAGAAAAUCAUUCAUCACCCAUGGAUCGAUCUGCUUCCAUUUCCACAAAUGAAAAACAACAUUCUUCUUGCGAUUAAGUCGGGUUUAUUAGACGAGGAUGACCUGUGCGACGAUAUUUUGGAAGUUUGGGUUGCAGACAAAAACCAGAGACCUUCACUCAUUACCUGGGGUGAGUCUUCAAAUACGAUGGCAUGGGAGAUAUCUUUGCCAUUCCUACGCAAAUGGGGGUGGUUACUUGCAGGUUGCCGCGAUAUCUUUGAAGCCACAAAUUACUGGCGAGAAAGACGUGGUCAAGCAAAGAUUAAUUUUGAGAAAAUUCAGGAAAUAAUUGCCAAUGAAACGUCAGUCUGA